This is a messenger RNA of Carya illinoinensis, 2378 nucleotides long. RefSeq names its product protein SIEVE ELEMENT OCCLUSION B-like. Bases 86 to 2260 code for a protein of 724 amino acids. The record is from RefSeq and is a predicted model, not a curated record. Gene Ontology annotation, biological process: phloem development. Lineage: Eukaryota; Viridiplantae; Streptophyta; Magnoliopsida; Fagales; Juglandaceae. The transcript has 7 exons.
ACCACACAAACCCUUAUAAGUACCAAAUCGACCCCGGAUCGGAUCUCCUGCAUGCCCGGCCUAUUGAAAUCCCAAACUAGUUACAAUGGCCGGCGUUACCACUACUACAAAACAAGCUCCUAAGACAGAUUAUCAACGCCAUUGGAUGUUCGCAGAUUCCGAUGAUAAAGCAAUGUUGAAGCAAAUUGAGGAAACCCAGUUUCCUGAUAGUCGUGAGUUUGAUGUCAAGCCCAUUAUCCAAAUCAUCGAGGACAUCUUGCGCCGUGCCACUCUUAGUUUUGAUGGCGUUCCAAAAGGCACACAAGAACAUGUCGAUAGGGUCGAGGACAAGAUUCUUCUGGCUGAGUUUGAUCUCCUUUUUGAACAAUUGGCUCAAGUUUUACAUAAGAUUUCCUGCGAGAUAUCAUGCAAGGUGUUCUCAGGUGGCGGAGAUGCACAUACAACAAUCAUGACGUUGCUCCACACCCUCUCGAUCUAUUCAUGGGAUGCAAAACUGGUUCUAACCAUGGCUGCUUUUGCUGUAAAUUAUGGGGAAUUCUCACUCAUUUCUCAACUUCGCUCCACAAAUUUACUUGCCAAGUCCGUGGCUUUCCUUAAGCAACUGCCCGACAUCAAACAGCAUUCAAAGUCUCUAAAACCACACUUUGAGGCACUUAGUAAACUCAUCGAGGUCAUAAUUGAUGUAACUAAGUGCAUUGUCGAGAUCAAGGAACUCCCAUCUCAGUAUAUCUCAGAUGACAAGCCACCUUUGUCAAGUGCCAAGUCUUAUAUCCCUACUACAGCCUAUUGGACAAUUCGAGGCAUUCUUGCUUGCUCCACACAGAUUGCAAGCCUCAUAGGCCGUACUUUGGGCCAUGAGUACACUGUAUCAAGCACAGAGGCAUGGGAACUAUCAAGCUUGGCGCAUCAGAUCAACGCUAGACACCAGCAGCUCAAGGACCUACUCACUCUCUGCCAUCAACAAAUAGAUGAGAAAAUGCGUCAGGAAAGAAUAGGAAUUCUCAUACGCAAUACUAAAACUCCACAGCUGGACAACAUGAAAAUUCUCAAGGAAUUGCUGUACCCCAGUGAAGAGCUGGUGAUUGGCACGACCAAGAAAAAGGUAAAUAUUGAAGUACUAAGGAGAAAGCACGUGAUACUCCUCAUAUCCGGGCUUGAUAUCCACCAGGAUGAAAUUAUAAUUCUCAGUCAUUGUCAAGCUGAGUUAGCUGACCCGUUGGUGAGGCAAGGUCAGGAGAAGCAUUACGAAAUGGUGUGGCUCCCAAUUGUGGACAAUGUUGCAAAAGACCAAUAUUCCCCUGAGGAGAAUCGUCGUGAUUUUGAGCGUCUGCAGGCAAUGAUGAUAUGGUAUACAGUGCUCGAUCCUUUUGCCAUCGAACCAGCAGUCAUUGAGUUUGUCAAGAACAUCUGGCAUUUUGAGAAAAGGCCAAUUGCAGUUUCUUUGGAUCCACAAGGAAGGGUGGCCUCCGAGAAUGCACUUCCCAUGAUGUGGAUUUGGGGGAAUCUUCCCUUCCCUUUCAGUAAGGAGAGAGAGGAAGCUUUAUGGAAGUCAGCGUAUGCUACUUGGAGACUUGAGCUACUUGUUGAUUCCAUUGAUCCAAGGAUAAUAAACUGGAUGACAAAAGAGAAUACUUUCAUAUGCUUGUAUGGAGGUGAUGACAUUGAGUGGAUCCGGAAAUUCACAACAGAAGCAAAAGCUGUUGCCAAGAAUGCUCAAAUCACUCUAGAACUGUUUUAUGUGGGAAAGAGCCAUGUAGCAAGGGAGAGGAUGAGGAAAAUCACUGAAAUAAUCGCCAAAGAUCAGCUUAGUGAUUGCUGGACAGGAACAGAACUGACAUAUCAGUGGUACUUUUGGGUAAGGCUGGAGAGCAUGUUGUACUCAAAACUACAGAGUAACCAGACAGCCGAGAAUGAUGCGGUAAUGAAGGAGCUCACGACUGUGUAUAGCUUCAAUGGUGGGGAGCAAGGAUGGGCAGUAGUGUGCAGAUCAUUAAGUGAUGAAAUGGCGACAGGGAAUGGAGAGAUUGUUCUGAAAAGCCUGCAAGAGUUCGAAAAAUGGAAAGAAGAGGCUGCGAAUAAUCGGUUUGUGCAAGCACUCAGAGAAUAUAUGGAGAAACUUCACACACCAGAACACUGCACCCGCCUCAUCCUUCCUGGGACGACAAGUACUUGGGGCCUCCCUCCAGAUACGAAGGUCGUUUGUGCAGUUUGUCUCCGUCCUAUGGAGAGGUACUUGUUGUACCGCUGCUGUACCGAUUAGGUCACGUACGUGCAUGGUUGACUUCAUGAGCAUGCAUACGUACGUACGUAAGUAAAAUGAUUCAUGACCCGGCCCCUACCAGAUCCGAAAAUAAAGCUCAUUCAGUGUUUUUUUACAU